UGCCGACCCCCGACGAUGCCAGCAGACCUCAGCGGCACCUGGAACCUUCUCAGCAGCGACAACUUCGAGGGCUACAUGCUGGCCCUGGGUACUGACUUUGCAACUCGUAAGAUCGCCAAGCUGCUGAAGCCACAGAAGGUGAUUGAACAAAAUGGGGAUUCCUUCACCAUCCACACGCACAGCGGCCUAAGGAACUAUGUCGUUAAGUUCAAAGUUGGAGAAGAAUUUGAGGAAGAUAACAAAGGCCUGGAUAACAGAAGAUGCAUGAGCUUGGUUACCUGGGAGAAUGACAGACUCACUUGUGUACAGAAAGGGGAGAAGAAGAACAGAGGUUGGAGCCACUGGAUUGAAGGGGGCCAGCUCCACCUGGAAAUGUUCUGUGAAGGCCAGGUGUGCAAACAAACAUUCCAGAGAGCCUGAUCCGGAUCCAGCAGCAGAGCCCUCUAGAGGCUACUGUUCAGUGCUGAAUUGCCUUGCAGAAGGAACCGGUGUUUAUCUGUCUUGCUGAGACAAAGGGCCUUGUGACUGGAAAGAUGUCACCCAGCCUGUACUAGAAGCUAUGUGGCUACAGGACAACUUCAGCUGCAAUAAACCUGUCCAAGGGA
Peromyscus californicus insignis is the source of this 605-nucleotide messenger RNA. RefSeq names its product retinol binding protein 7 (gene Rbp7). The transcript is spliced from 4 exons. Gene Ontology annotation, biological process: fatty acid transport. The record is from RefSeq and is a predicted model, not a curated record. Gene Ontology annotation, cellular component: cytosol; nucleus. Gene Ontology annotation, molecular function: fatty acid binding. Lineage: Eukaryota; Metazoa; Chordata; Mammalia; Rodentia; Cricetidae. Bases 16 to 420 code for a protein of 134 amino acids.